Molecule: messenger RNA, 1782 nt
Organism: Gasterosteus aculeatus aculeatus (three-spined stickleback)
Lineage: Eukaryota; Metazoa; Chordata; Actinopteri; Perciformes; Gasterosteidae
Product: homeobox protein MSH-C
Biological process (GO): regulation of transcription by RNA polymerase II; embryonic morphogenesis
Cellular component (GO): nucleus
Molecular function (GO): RNA polymerase II transcription regulatory region sequence-specific DNA binding; DNA-binding transcription factor activity, RNA polymerase II-specific
Source: RefSeq, a predicted model, not a curated record
GCAGUGCGUAAAAGGGCUACCGGGCCCCGCUGACAGCGCGGAGACGCAUAUUGGAUACUGCGCACCUCGGCGAUUCCACUCCUCCUAACGGGCCACACGGAGGUGCAUGGCCCCAUCUCCUCGCAACACGAUGAAUCCUGCGCAGGGGUCGCCGUCCAAACGGCUUCAUCAGAAAGAGGAGACGGAUACGGAGGGCGAGGAUCUGCAGCCCAAAGACAUGACCACUGACAAAGGAUACAAACUCCAGCGGAGCAGCCUCCCGUUCAGCGUCGAGUCGUUGAUUUCCAAGAAGACCACCUGUCGGACCACUUAUUCCCCCCCAGAUUUAGCCGCGGCCCUGCCGACGCCCGCGGCGGGGCAGAGCGUGCAGUUCUCCCCGAGGACCCUUUACGCGGAGAGCGCGGUCGCCGCGGAGAGCUCGCAGGGUGUUUGCAGUAGUUCCAGCGAGGACAGCCCGCAGUUUAGCGACAAAGAUCAGAGCACUUGGUACAAGACGUCCUCCUUUUCUACUCCGCCUCGGAGCUCAAGUCCCAAUCAGUGCACUCUAAGGAAACACAAAAACAACAGGAAACCUCGCACGCCCUUCACUACCUCCCAGCUGCUGGCGCUGGAGCGCAAGUUUCGCCAGAAGCAGUACCUCUCCAUCGCCGAGCGAGCCGAGUUCUCCAACUCGCUCAACCUGACGGAGACGCAGGUGAAAAUAUGGUUUCAGAACAGGAGAGCCAAGGCCAAGAGACUGCAGGAGGCAGAGCUGGAAAAGUAUAAACUGGCCUCCAAACCCAUGCUGCCCGCCUUCGCCCUGCCGCUCCCCCUCGGAGCGCACAUGGGCUCUCCGGCAUGGGGCCCGUCUAACGCCUUCCCGAGGCCCAGCCUGCCGGUCCCGGGACUGUUUGGCGGACCCGUCACUUAUGGGAUGUACUAUUUGUCUUAGUAGUGCUGCGUGUGGAUGUGGAUGUUUUAAAAAAAAGGGAAAAUAAUGUCUUCUUUCACAGUCACAAAACACGCAUAAACGGAAUGAUCCGUUCUUCACCUCAGACGCAGUUUUAUAUUAUUGUACCAGUUUUGGGACAUCGAGUAUUAUGAUACAUUUCGGUUCACAUGCUGUCAUGUAAUUGUGUGUAUAAACGGACAGGCACGAGUUCACUUCUCAUUUUAGGACAGUUGUGUGAGUUGUGGAUCCACAGGCCUAAAUUACUGAGGAGAUGCUCCACAUUUAGAUGUCAGGUUUUUAAGCAACAUGUCUUAAAUAUCUCCUCAGUGCUUCCACCGUUCUCCGCAGUAUGUGGAAGUGGACUUUCAAAGUGUGUCCAGACAGGAAGGCGUGAUGCGAAGCAGAGUUUUGAAAGCAACAGAAAAGUACUUAAAUGAUGUCAGUGCCUUAAGACCAGUGUCACUUGAAGUAUUUCUCCUCAUUCAGAGUGUUUCUGGUAAAAACGGCAGUUUGCCAGAGUUGCUAUUUGAAUGUUUGUAUUUUCUCACAACAUCGCAAUUUCAAAAAUUUUGUACGGAGCAAAAAUAAUAUUUUAGAAAAACACUUUUAGAUAUUUUUUUACUCUCACUGUGUGGCCUUAUGGAAGGGAAAAUAUCAUUUUCUUUGAGGAAAUUUGCUGUAAAUGUAAAUAAAAGGUGUAGUGUUUAUAAGCCGCCUCGCGGCAGCAGAAAGUUUGGUAUUUAUUGAAUAUCUUUGUAUCUGUACUGUGUACAUACAUCACUCUAUCCAAAUGUUCAGUUACUUGUAAAAACUGAUUUUAGUAAAUAAACAUUAUACAAGAUCUCAAAGUG